Messenger RNA from Cariama cristata (Red-legged seriema), 1907 nucleotides. It is a transcript of the gene MAMDC2, whose product is annotated as MAM domain containing 2. The transcript is spliced from 12 exons. Lineage: Eukaryota; Metazoa; Chordata; Aves; Cariamiformes; Cariamidae. Gene Ontology annotation, cellular component: membrane. The record is from RefSeq and is a predicted model, not a curated record. The annotation marks the transcript as partial.
GACAUUACAUUUCUGUGGAUACGUCUUAUGAGGGUGAGAAAGCAGUGCUGACCAGCCCUGAGCUGUACUCUGAGGAGUGGAGCUGUGUCAGACUGAUUUAUCAGAUAGCAACGACUUCAGAGACUUCACCUCAUCCCGCCAGGCUCAACCUGUACCUGAGGCAGGAAGGAGAGAGCUUUGAUCGUUUGCUGUGGUCAGCUAAGGAGCCUUCAGAUAGCUGGCUCAUAGCUAGCUUAGAUUUGACGAACAGCACCAAGAAAUACAAGAUUGUACUGGAAGGUGAAAUGGGACAAGAUAAAUCUGCCAGUAUAGCAGUUUUUGAAAUUAAAAUAACUCCUGGAUAUUGUAUUGAAUGUGACUUUGAAGAAAAUCAUCUUUGUGGCUUUGUGAACCGCUGGAACCCCAAUGUCAACUGGUUUGUUGGUGGAGGGAACAUUCGCAGUUCUCAGUCUAUCCUGCCCAAAGACCACACACUUAACAGUGAACUAGGUCACUACAUGUAUGUGGACUCUGUUUACGUCAAACAUUUUCAGGAAGUGGCCCAGCUAAUCUCACCGAAGACAACAGCCCCAAUGUCUGGCUGCUUAUCUUUUUAUUAUCAACUUAAGCAGGAGAGUAGCAUUGUUUUUACCGUUUACUUGAGAGACACGAGUGGCUUUUAUGAAGAGAUCUGGAAAACAGACAGUGCACUGAGUGCGGACUGGGUGCUAGCAGAAGUUGACUUUGAUGCGCCUUACCCCAUGGAGGUAAUAUUUGAAGUUGCUUUCAAUAGUGCCAAGGGAGGUUACGUUGCCCUUGAUGACAUCUCUUUCUCUCCGGUUUACUGCAGCAAUCAGACAGGAACUCCUUUCAAUCCUGCUCAGGCAGGCUGCAGUUUUGAGGAAGAUCUGUGUAAUUUUUACCAGGAUCACAAAGACAGCCCAGGAUGGAGCAGAGUGAAAGUGAAGCGUAAUGUGUAUAGAGCAGGAGAUCACACUACUGGGUUUGGUUAUUACUUGUUGGCGAACACAAAGUUUACGUCACAGCCUGGGUACAUUGGACGUCUAUAUGGCCCGACCCUGCCAGGAAACUUGCAGUUUUGUCUGCGUUUUUAUUAUGCCUUAUAUGGGUUUUUCAAAAUGAGUGGCACUCUUGCUGUUUAUAUCUUUGAGGAGAAUCAUGUCGUUCAAGAGAAAAUCUGGUCUGUCUUGGACUCUCCAAGGGGAGUUUGGACUCAAGCUGAGAUCUCUUUCAAAAAGCCUAUGCCUUGCAAGGUUGUCUUUGUCAGCUGGUGUAAAAGCUUCUGGGACUGUGGACUUGUGGCACUGGAUGAUGUAUCAUUGAGCCUGGGAAGCUGCCAGGCUGCUGAUCUAUUACUGCCCAAUCCCGGGGAGUGUACUUUUGAAAAAGAUGAGUGUAUGUUUACCCAGAAGAAGAGAGGCCGUGGGAGUUGGCACAGGAGGAGAGGCCCAACUCCCACUUCUUACACUGGACCAAAAGGAGAUCACACUACUGGGGUAGGAUACUACAUGUAUAUAGAGGCAUCCAAUAUGGUCUAUGGGCAGAGAGCAUACCUAGUUUCAAGAUCGCUAAGAGGAACGUCUGGAAAACAGUGCUUGACAUUUUUCUAUCACAUGUAUGGAGCUGGGACUGGAUUAUUAAGUGUUUAUCUAAAAAAGGAAGGUGAUGAUGAAGAGAUUCCUUUGUGGAGGAGGACAGGGGAACAAAGCAUCUCAUGGCUAAGGGGACUGAUAGAAUAUGAAAGUGAUAGAAACUACCAGAUUAUUUUUGAGGCAAUCCGCGGUGUGUCAAUGAGAAGUGACACUGCUAUUGAUGAUAUCCUAUUCCAGGCAGGACCCUGUUUAGAAGUGGAAGAAAUUCAAUUCUCAGCAGGCUAUCCUGACAGCUUAAAUGAAAUUGAGUAUUAA